Messenger RNA from Phalaenopsis equestris, 1279 nucleotides. RefSeq names its product coatomer subunit zeta-2-like. The record is from RefSeq and is a predicted model, not a curated record. The coding region runs from base 356 to 889 and encodes 177 amino acids. Gene Ontology annotation, biological process: retrograde vesicle-mediated transport, Golgi to endoplasmic reticulum; intra-Golgi vesicle-mediated transport; intracellular protein transport. NCBI's taxonomy places the organism in Eukaryota, Viridiplantae, Streptophyta, Magnoliopsida, Asparagales, Orchidaceae. Gene Ontology annotation, cellular component: COPI vesicle coat. The transcript is spliced from 7 exons.
GCAAUAUUUGUUCAACCCCGAAACCCUCCCAUCUACCUCCCUCUCUGUUUCGUCCAAAACUCUCCUCCUUCGUGACGGAAGCCUCGCAAUAGUCGCAAUUGGAGUUAGCUGAGAACUGAAGGACAGUAGCGCGGCUUACAGAGACCCGAAACUCCCAUUUUUUAUCCUCUCUCCGCUGCUCUCCUACCCGAAACCAUUGAGGAAGACAGGUCGAAAACAUCGAUCGUCGUUUCGAGUUGCUGAUCGGAUCCGUGAGAAUCGUCGUCCCUCGAAUCUGUUCGACAUCAAUCGCCCCUUUUAACUCCGGCGAUCUCAUCUGCAAGCGUUUUCCGCUUUCCAACAUCUUUUUCUACGGAUGGAGUCUUACCCUUCUGUUAAAAACAUUCUUCUUCUGGACUCUGAGGGGAAGCGUGUUGCUGUUAAGUACUAUGCUGAUGAUUGGCCAACCAAUGCUUCAAAGCUAGCAUUUGAGAAAUCUGUUUUCACCAAGACGCAAAAGACAAAUGCUCGAACUGAAGCUGAGAUAGUCAUGUUUGAUGGCUACAUUGUUGUGUACAAGUUCAUUCAGGACCUCCAUUUUUAUGUUACUGGUGGGGACAAUGAGAAUGAGCUUAUACUAGCAACUGUGCUUCAGGGAUUCUUCGAUGCAGUUGGUCUUAUUCUCAGAAAUAACGUAGACAAGAGGACAGCACUUGAAAAUUUGGAUCUGAUUCUUUUGUGCCUCGAUGAAAUUAUUGAUGGAGGGAUGAUAUUGGAAACUGAAGCUAGUGUCAUUGCUGGGAAGACCACCUCAGAUACCCUUGAUGGGAUGUCUUCAUUGUCUGAGCAGACUAUAACUCAAGCCCUUGCAACAGCACGCGAACACUUAGCCAGAUCCCUUCUCAAAUGAUGAGAUGAUCGAGCAAGCUCUGAAGAUUUUUUAAACUUGAUUGGAGAGUUUUUGUCAUGGAACUUGCGAGCUAUAUUCAUGUAGGUCUGGAAAAUUUUAUUUCUGUUAAAAUGCCCACCCAUAAACCUGAUGAACUUUGCAAAUUAUAGCAAAAAUUGCCAUUAGGAUUAAUGUUGUGUUAUUUUCAUUCAGGUAUUAAGAUGAUUUUCUUGUUUAUUAUACUCAAUUAUUCAUAUGUAUGAAGGUUUUAUUUUGUUUCCAGUUAUUAAAAUAUGAAACUAACUUCCAAGGGGCCUUAAAGGUGUUUGGAAGUUCAUGAGCACUGGAAACAGGAAUACUUAUCAUCUGAAAUCUGAAUGUAUUUUGAUUGGGUACCAAAAGCUUUCAACA